Budorcas taxicolor (takin) is the source of this 1399-nucleotide messenger RNA. RefSeq names its product renalase, FAD dependent amine oxidase (gene RNLS). Lineage: Eukaryota; Metazoa; Chordata; Mammalia; Artiodactyla; Bovidae. The record is from RefSeq and is a predicted model, not a curated record. Gene Ontology annotation, molecular function: oxidoreductase activity, acting on NAD(P)H. Gene Ontology annotation, cellular component: extracellular region. The coding region runs from base 10 to 1038 and encodes 342 amino acids. The transcript has 7 exons.
CAGCGGGCCAUGGCGCGGGUGCUGAUCGUGGGCGCCGGGCUGACGGGAAGCUUGUGCGCGGCGCUGCUGAGGAGGGAGGCGUCCAGUCCUCUGCGCCUCACUGUGUGGGACAAGGCCGAGGAUUCAGGAGGAAGAAUGACUACAGCCAGCAGUCCUCAUAAUCCACAGAGCACAGUGGACUUGGGUGCCCAGUACAUCACCUGCACUCCUCAUUAUGCCAAAAUACACCAAAGUUUUUAUGAUGAAUUGUUAGCUGGUGGCAUUUUGAAGCCUCUGACCUCUCCUAUUGAUGGAAUGGUGAUAAAAGAAGGAGAUUGUAACUUUGUAGCACCUCAUGGAGUUUCUUCAAUUAGUAAACAUUACUUGAAACAAUCAGGUGCUGAUAUCUGCUUCAGACAACGUGUGACUCAGAUCAAUUUGAGAAACAACAAGUGGGAAGUCUCCAGGGAAACGGGCUCCUCUAAGCAGUUUGAUAUUGUUGUCCUCACGAUGCCCGCUCCUCAGAUUCUGCAGCUUCAAGGUGACAUCGCCAACUUAAUUAGUGAAUGCCAAAGGCAGCAACUGGAGUCUGUGAGCUACUCCUCUCGCUACGCUCUGGGCCUCUUUUAUGAAGCUGGCACGAAGAUUGAUGUCCCUUGGGCUGGGCGGUACAUCACCAGUAAUCCCUGCAUUCGCUUCAUCUCCAUUGAUAAUAAGAAACGCAAUAUAGAGUCAUCAGAAAUCGGACCUUCCCUUGUGAUUCACACCACUGUCCCAUUUGGAGUUACAUACUUGGAACACAGCAUUGAGAAUGUGCAGGAGUUAAUCUUCCAGCAGCUGGAAAACAUUUUGCCUGGUUUGCCUCAGCCAGUAGCUACCAAAUGCCAGAAAUGGAGACAUUCACAGGUUACAAAUGCUGCUGCCAACUGCCUUGGUCAAAUGACUCUUCAUCUCCAGCCUUUUCUUGUGUGUGGAGGGGAUGGAUUUACUCAGUCCAACUUUGACGGCUGCAUCACUUCUGCCUUAUGUGUUCUGGAAGCUUUAAAGAAUCAUAUUUAGUACUGCCUGUAUUCUUAUUUUUCACAUGUACUUUGGGGUUUUUGUUUUCACAAUUUUCUGUCAUUGAUUAUUUUGUUUUCUCUUUUGUUGAGAGAAAUUACUAGAAAAAUUGUUCUUUACUGAUUAUUAUUUUUCACAUGGAGUAUAAAAUCAAUUUUAUAAUUUCAGUACUUACAACUCCUACAAGAAUGAAAAAUCCUUUGUACUUUAUACUUUUCUCCACUUUUCUGAAUUGCCGUGUUUACCCACUCCUUGUUGGAGGCAAAGCAGUGCUUAAGAAAAAGCGAAGAGCUCUCCCUCCAAAUUACGUCAAAUCCAAGUAGCAGUUCAUGUUCACAGACCUUUGUUGUCCUUUUGAAAA